Leopardus geoffroyi (Geoffroy's cat) is the source of this 3863-nucleotide messenger RNA. RefSeq names its product tubulin gamma complex associated protein 3 (gene TUBGCP3). The coding region runs from base 172 to 3009 and encodes 945 amino acids. Gene Ontology annotation, molecular function: microtubule minus-end binding; gamma-tubulin binding. The record is from RefSeq and is a predicted model, not a curated record. The transcript has 22 exons. Gene Ontology annotation, biological process: mitotic cell cycle; microtubule nucleation; cytoplasmic microtubule organization. Gene Ontology annotation, cellular component: gamma-tubulin small complex; equatorial microtubule organizing center; spindle pole. NCBI's taxonomy places the organism in Eukaryota, Metazoa, Chordata, Mammalia, Carnivora, Felidae.
UGGGAAGGGCCCGCGGUUUCGGCGGGUUCCGUUAAAAUGGCGGCCUGGUCGCCGGCGGUGCCCGAGAGGCCGUAGCCCGUCGGGGACGACCGGAGCCUGCGUGGCGUGGGGCGUGGGGCGUGCGAGAGCCGGGGGGCUCUGCGGGGCCCCCGCGGGCGGUCCCAGGCGAGGAUGGCGACCCCGGACCAGAAGUCGCCGAACGUCCUGCUGCAGAACCUGUGCUGCCGGAUCCUGGGCAGGAGCGAAGCUGACGUAGCCCAGCAGUUCCAGUACGCAGUACGGGUUAUUGGCAGCAACUUUGCCCCAACCGUCGAAAGAGAUGAAUUUCUCGUAGCCGAAAAAAUCAAGAAAGAACUUAUUCGGCAGAGAAGAGAAGCGGACGCUGCGUUGUUUUCAGAGCUCCACAGAAAGCUUCACUCACAGGGAGUUUUGAAAAAUAAAUGGUCAAUUCUCUACCUCUUGCUCAGCCUUAGUGAGGAUCCACGCAAGCAGCCAAACAAGGUCUCCAGCUAUGCUGCGUUAUUUGCUCAAGCAUUGCCGAGAGAUGCGCACUCGACUCCCUACUACUACGCCAGGCCGCAGACGCUCCCGCUGAACUACCAGGACCGCGGCACACAGUCGGCACAGAGCUCGGGCAGCGUGGGGAGCAGCGGCAUCAGCAGCAUUGGUGUGUACGCCCUGAAUGGCCCGACCCCACCGCCACAGCCUCUCCUGCCGGGACAGCCUCAUCACACUCCCGGAGUUGGAGACUGUCUUCGGCAGCAGUUGGGGUCACGUCUUGCAUGGACUUUAACUGCAAGCCAGCCUUCUUCACAAACCACUACCUCAAAAGGUCUCCCAAACACUGUUUCUCGCAACGUGACAAGACCAAGGAGGGAAGGGGAUGCCAGUGGUGCUGGGGAAGUUACGGAGGCGGCCCUUGUGCGGGACAUUGUGUACGUCUUCCAGGGCAUAGAUGGCAAGCAUGUCAAGAUGGACAGCGUGGAGAACCGCUACAAAGUGGAGGCAAAGGCAAACCUAAGUAAAUCUUUGAGGGAUACGACAGUCAGACUUGCUGAGUUGGGAUGGUUGCAUAACAAAAUCAGAAAAUACACUGACCAGAGGAGUCUAGACCGUUCGUUUGGACUUGUGGGUCAGAGCUUUUGCGCGGCCUUGCAUCAGGAACUGAAGGAAUACUACCGAUUGCUGUCUGUCUUACAUUCCCAGCUACAGUUAGAGGAUGAUCAGGGGGUGAACUUGGGCCUUGAGAGUAGCUUGACGCUCCGGCGCCUCCUGGUUUGGACGUACGACCCCAAGAUAAGACUGAAGACUCUCGCGGCCCUGGUGGACCACUGCCAAGGGAGGAAAGGAGGUGAGCUGGCCUCUGCUGUCCACGCGUACACGAAGACGGGGGACCCGUACGUGAGGUCCCUGGUGCAGCACAUUCUCAGCUUAGUGUCACAUCCUGUGCUGAGUUUCCUGUACCGCUGGAUAUACGACGGGGAGCUCGAGGACACGUAUCACGAAUUUUUCGUAGCCUCGGAUCCAGCCGUCAAGACAGACCGGCUGUGGCAGGACAAGUACACUCUGCGGAGAUCGAUGAUCCCCUCCUUUAUUACGAUGGACCAGUCCAGGAAGGUCCUUUUGAUCGGAAAAUCAAUAAAUUUCCUGCACCAGGUUUGUCAUGACCAGACACCCACUACAAAGAUGAUAGCUGUGACCAAGUCUGCCGACUCCCCCCAGGAUGCUGCAGAUUUGUUCACAGAUUUGGAGAAUGCGUUUCGGGGCAAAAUCGAUGCUGCUUACUUUGAGACCAGCAAGUAUCUGUUGGACGUUCUUAACAAAAAGUACAGCUUGCUGGACCACAUGCAGGCUGUGAGGCGCUACCUGCUCCUUGGCCAAGGGGACUUCAUCAGGCACUUAAUGGACUUGCUCAAACCAGAACUUGUCCGUCCAGCUACGACUUUGUAUCAACACAACUUGACUGGAAUUCUUGAAACCGCCGUCAGAGCCACCAACGCCCAGUUUGACAGCCCUGAGAUCCUCAAGAGACUGGAUGUGAGGCUGCUGGAGGUCUCUCCAGGUGACACCGGGUGGGACGUUUUCAGCCUGGACUACCACGUCGAUGGGCCAAUUGCCACGGUGUUCACGCGAGAGUGCAUGAGCCACUACCUCAGGGUGUUUAACUUCCUCUGGAGGGCAAAGCGGAUGGAGUACAUCCUCACGGACAUCCGCAAGGGACACAUGUGCAAUGCCAAGCUCCUGAGGAACAUGCCAGAGUUCUCCGGGGUGCUGCACCACUGCCACAUCCUGGCGUCCGAGAUGGUCCAUUUCAUCCACCAGAUGCAGUAUUACAUCACAUUCGAGGUGCUUGAGUGUUCUUGGGAUGAGCUUUGGAACAAGGUGCAGCAGGCCCAGGACCUGGACCACAUCAUCGCCGCACACGAGGUGUUCCUGGACACCAUCAUCUCCCGCUGUCUGCUGGAUGCCGACUCCAGAGCACUUUUAAAUCAACUAAGAGCCGUGUUUGAUCAGAUCAUCGAACUUCAGAACACUCAAGAUGCGAUAUACAGAGCGGCUCUGGAAGAGUUACAGAGACGAUUACAGUUUGAGGAGAAAAAGAAACAGAAUGAAGUCGAGGGCCGGUGGGGAGUGACGGCAGCAGAGGAGGAGGAGGAGAACAGGAGGAUUCAAGAGUUUCGAGAAUCUAUCCCGAAAAUGUGCUCGCAGCUGCGGAUACUGGCCCAUUUCUACCAGGUGCUGGCAGGGCCCGGACCACACUGGUGUGUUCCUGCAGUAGACCAUUGCCAUCAGAAUGGGUGUGGUGCAGCAGUUCCUGGUGCUGCUGACGACCAGCUCCGACGAGAGCCUGCGCUUCCUGAGCUUCAGGCUGGACUUCAACGAGCACUACGAGGCCCGGGAGCCGAGGCUGCGGGUGUCCCUGGGCUCCCGUGGGCGUCGUGGCUCUCACGCGUGAGCCCUCCCGUAUCCCCCGGCGCCGCCUGUGCCGGGGACUGCGGGUUGAGGUGAACACGCUCGCGUGCGAACCUGCGAGGCCACCGGUGUGCUGCCCACGAGCCCCUGAAGCUCCUGGGGGCACGGCAUCUGUCACAUCCAAAUCUUGUCGUCACACACGGAGUGGAUGUAUUUGUAACGUCACCGAGUUACAUAGGCCCGUUUGCACUACUCAAGUUUGUUUUUUAACGUCUUCGUAUUUACGAGAUACCAUACUUCGUUGAGGCUUCUUAAGCUCUCCAUGAUAUAAUUUAUAUUUGUCACUUUUUGAGAAAUCCCUGUUGCUUUUAGAGAAAAUUAGAGCAAAUGGAUGUUCAUCACUUAAGAUGGUAAUUUUGUUCUUGCUAUUUUUUUAACCUCCUCCUUAGAGGCAAUUUUUGUUAUAUGAUCAAGUUCAAUUGAAACAGAAUGUCCCUGCUAAGAAAAUAUACAGAGCAUUUUAUUUUGGUCUGUAGUGUGUAAAAUGUCAACUUCUGUAAGAACGUUUACACGUUUAUCCUUCUUUCAAAGUUUACAUUUUUAUAUUUAAUUUACUCUUUCAGAUAACUACUCUAAAAUAGCGUAGGACGUCCCGGUGAUCUGAACAGCCACCCUCAAGCCCAGAUUUCCUCAGCCGUCGGGACGAUGUAAAUAGAGACUAGAGAGUGAACGAACUAUUUUAUUUUCAAAUUCUGAUGAGCAUUUUAAAGAAACUGACAUGAAUACGGAAGGCUUCCUUUUCCCUUGCCUAUUUUUUCAUUGUAAAUAUUUAUAUACUGACCAGGUGUGGGGAACUGUUUUUUGUAAAAACGUCAUCAAGUCACAUAAAUCCGCCUUUAUUAUGUUGCAUAAGUGAAACUUAGAAAAUUAAAAGCGGUCUUUCAGCUGUA